CUGCCUUUUACAAAUGGCGGCUUAGGCAAAAGCACGCUGUUUUAUCUAAUCAAAAGAUUUUUCAUUAACGAUUUUUGUACAUAUAGUAAAUAUAUUCGUCUUUGUGUAAGAAUUCACAAGGGUGAAAUAGUAAGAUAUUGUGUCAUUUGUACAAAGGGAAAACGAAAAUUAUUAAAAUUCUUACGCAUAAAAUUUAUCAAAAUGGGAAACGUAUUAGCAGCUUCUGUACCUCCUCCACCUUCGCCGCCACCUCCGACCUCAGGUUUAUUACCAAAUUUAGAAAAACCAGAUUCUUCUGAGACUUUGAACUCUAGUAGACUUUCUGAUGGUUUGAAAAAUCCUGGUACAAUCGAGGAUCUUCAUAAAAAGUGUAAAGAUGUAUUUCCUGCAAACUUCGAAGGUGCAAAACUGAUGUUUAAUAAAGGUCUUAGUAAUCACUUUCAAAUUUCUCAUACAAUAAGCAUGAGUUCCAUUGCACAAUCUGGGUAUAGAUUUGGAGCAACUUAUGUUGGUACACAGCAACCGGUACCUUCAGAAGCUUAUCCAGUGUUAUUGGGUGAUAUAGAUCCAAGUGGAAAUCUUAAUGCUAAUAUUAUUCAUCAAUUUGGUGAAAGAUUAAGAGGUAAAUUAGCUACUCAAGUACAGAAAAGUAAAUUUACAGCUGUUCAAAUGACAACGGAUUAUCGUGGUGAUGCAUAUACAGUUUCUUUGACUUUGGGUAAUCCGGAUAUACUUAAUGGUUCUGGCGUUUUUGUAAUGCAUUAUCUUCAAAGCAUAACUCCAUCUGUUGCGUUGGGUGGAGAACUUGCUUAUCAACGAGGUCCAGCUGUGCCAGGAGGUCAAGUUGCUGUUCUCUCAGCCGCUGGAAGAUAUACGAACGGAGAUUCUACGAUUAGUGGUAGCUUAGGUUUAUCUGGAUGUCAUCUCUGUUUUCAUCAAAAAGCUAGUCAGCAAUUACAAGUUGGUGUAGAAUUGGAAAUUAAUUGUAGAAUACAAGAAUCUACCGGAGCAAUUGCUUAUCAAAUCGAUUUACCUAAAGCUGAUUUAAUAUUUAGAGGAAGCGUAGAUACAAAUUGGACUGUGGGUGCAGUUUUGGAAAAGAAAUUACAGCCAUUGCCAUUUACAUUUGCGUUAAGUGGUAUGAUAAAUCAUAGUAAACCGCAAUUUAGACUGGGUUGUGGAUUAAUCAUUGGUUAAAGAUAGGGACGUAAAUAAGUACGAACCGCGUACAUUACUUAGGUAAAUAUCGGGAAGAAGAAACAAUGGAGUAUCAUGUGACUUUUGUGAAUACCAUUCGAGAGAAACUUGUAAUUAAUAUCGAUGAUGCCCAAACUGAUUCCCUUCUAUUUGUUGAUUACCUCAUCUGCUCACCAUCGUGUUUAUAAGAUCGUUUUGUUUGUUUAUUUUUUAUUAAAGAAAUACCAUAUCAACAGGGUUUUUUAA
Messenger RNA from Apis laboriosa (Himalayan honeybee), 1443 nucleotides. Its product is annotated as mitochondrial import receptor subunit TOM40 homolog 1-like. The record is from RefSeq and is a predicted model, not a curated record. The transcript is spliced from 6 exons. Gene Ontology annotation, molecular function: transmembrane protein transporter activity. Gene Ontology annotation, cellular component: mitochondrial outer membrane translocase complex; mitochondrial outer membrane. Gene Ontology annotation, biological process: protein import into mitochondrial matrix. The coding region runs from base 202 to 1197 and encodes 331 amino acids. Lineage: Eukaryota; Metazoa; Arthropoda; Insecta; Hymenoptera; Apidae.